Messenger RNA from Culex quinquefasciatus (southern house mosquito), 2131 nucleotides. RefSeq names its product serine protease snake-like. The transcript is spliced from 8 exons. The coding region runs from base 136 to 2100 and encodes 654 amino acids. Gene Ontology annotation, biological process: proteolysis. The record is from RefSeq and is a predicted model, not a curated record. Gene Ontology annotation, molecular function: serine-type endopeptidase activity. Lineage: Eukaryota; Metazoa; Arthropoda; Insecta; Diptera; Culicidae.
AUCGUCGCUUAGUACUUUUAACGAUCACUGUAGAAUGCAUUUAUCAGUAAGUGACGGGCAGCGGUACUAUCAAGAUCAACAACCUUGCGGGCGUUUAAACAGUAACAAAGUGGCUUCCUAGUUGUUAGUUCCAGUAUGAUGAAGCCAAUAGAAUUUGCUCUUAUUGCUUGUGCACUUGGAAGAGUUUCAGCCUUCAGACAUCCAGGAGAGUCGCAAUUUAUAGCAAACGAACGCACCAAUUUAGAUGAUUGCCGCCAGCGCUUCUUCCAGUACUUUUACGCGUCGGAUCCGUUCGGAAUCAGUGGCCUUCCGGCGCGUUUGUACGAGUUUGCCCACAUGGGUGCGAUUGGCUGGAGUCAGCCGAAUGGAACCGUAGACUGGCGAUGUGGCGGAUCGUUGAUAUGGGACAAUUUUGUGCUAACGGCGGCGCACUGUGCGAUCGACUACCGGAAUGUUCCCCCGGAUGUGGUUAGAUUCGGUGAUUUGAACAUUUUUACAGAAGAGGGUGAUGAAUAUGCGCAGCAAAUCGGGAUCGCCAAGUUUGUCCGCCAUCCGGGACAUCGAUUCUCGUCACAUUAUCACGAUAUCGCACUUAUACGGCUGGAGCGGAAUGUAACAAUCAACGAAACGGUUCUUCCGGCUUGUCUCUGGACGGAUAUGGAAGUUCGGUUCAAACGAAUGGAUGCUAUUGGAUGGGGCAAGGUUGGAUUUUCUGGUGAGCAAUCUCCAGAGCUGUUAAAGAUGGGUCUAUCGCCAAUAUCCAAUGAAGAAUGUGGAAAGGUAUUCAACAAAGAAACCAAUAGAAGACUACGAACGGGCCUUCAAGAGCAUCAUAUUUGCGCAUCCGAUGAGAAGGCGGACACUUGCGAGGGUGACUCCGGAGGACCACUGCAGGUCAAGCUAAUGCACAACAUGAGGGAGACUCCAUUUAUCGUGGGAGUCACAUCGUUCGGACUGCCAUGUUCUCCGGAAAAUCCCGGAGUGUACACCCGGGUGGCCUCCUAUGUAGACUGGAUCGUGGACACGAUGCAGAACCACGGUGCCGUCGUGGAUGAUCAAACAUUUAACACGACCAUUUGUGCUCUUCGUCAUGCUCCCCUAAGGGAGUAUUACGAUGGGAUUGUGACAGAACGGAACGGUACCACAGCGACGAUCGAUGUUUUCCAGAAACAUUUGACUGAUGUGGACGAGUUGCCUUCGUUUAUUGCUAAACUUGAUCAUGAAAACUGUUACGGAGUCAUUGUAGAUGAGGAAACGGUUUUGACGACAGCUGAUUGCGCUGAGUAUAAAGGUAAACGUAUCAGGCGGAUUGUUCUCCCAGAGCAAAUUGACAUAUCAACAACUCACGUGCAUCCUAGAUAUACUAAAGCCAGCAGUGAUAACAACAUUGCAAUCUUGAAAUUGGAAAGACUGUUAGAUUUUAGUUCGGAUGCAUCUGCCGUUUGCAUUUGGCACGGGACCGAGCUACCGAACGACGCAUUUAAAACUGUUGGUUUUGGUAGAAGCGAUCUCAAUACAGAACAUUUUUACGAAGGGCUAAAUCCAAUCACAAAAUAUCGGACUUCGAAAGUAACCGCCCAGGACAAGACUAACUGCAAGAUAUCCGCUGAGCAUUUACCUUUUUUAAAACGUGGCCUAACUACGGAACACAUUUGUGUUGGUAACGAUUUCUUUCUGGUGCCGGAAGUGUGUAAUCUCGCCGUCGGGGGACCUUUGUAUAGGCCGAUAUACGAGAGUAAUUUCCGACACAAUUUUGCAUACGGACUCGCCCAGUUCGGUAGAGAUUGUGGCUAUGGAGAACAUAUGAUUGCAACUCGACUUUCGAGUCAUGUGGAGUGGUUGAAGUCGGUACUGUUACCUAAGCAGAGAAAAGUCGAUAGUGAUUCGCUGAUCUUUUCGGAUCCAGAUCUACACGAUGGAGAUCGGUGCUAUAUAGAAGCUGAACAGAAAGGACGAUGCGUUCCACUGGCGAAGUGUACUGAUAGUUUUCAGAGCUUUUUCGUUCAGAGUAAUGUGAAGUUUUGUUCUACAACGAGUGUUAUCUGCUGUCCUUUGGAUAUAAUCGAAAGUAACGAGCAACGAGAUCUGAAAUCUGAUUAAGACGAUUGUCCUUCCAUUGUGAAUCAGUUGG